Rotaria sp. Silwood2 is the source of this 921-nucleotide messenger RNA. The record is from the annotation of a GenBank genome assembly. NCBI's taxonomy places the organism in Eukaryota, Metazoa, Rotifera, Eurotatoria, Philodinida, Philodinidae.
AUGAAUUGGCAUGCAACAUUAAGUCAAUCUGAUCCAAGUAUUCAAUCACGUCAAAAUCAAUUUAUUAAUCGAUUACCUACAAAUGGUUAUAAUUCAUCAUCAUAUAAAGUUUCAAUUGGACAUGAAACGGUAAACAUAACAGAAAUUGCACGUCAUGGUGAACAAUCAUGUGAUCCAAAAGCAAAAAUGGCAUUGAAUGAACGACAUCGUGCUAUUGCAGCACAAAAAGGUGCUGAUAUUCUUAGUUUAUGCUUUAUGAGUUUUGUUUCUGCUACUCUCAUACUUAUUGCUAUAUCUACAAUGCAUUUAUUACUUAAAACAAAUUAUAUUAAUAACAGUAAUAUGAUUCCAUUUUUGUUUCAAUCAGCAAAUAUUACACCAGGUUUUUUAUAUAUGUUUGGAACACCAAAUCCACCAACAGAUUCAGUAUCAAAUAUUUUUAUUUCAAUGUAUGAUCGUACUAUACGUGAUUUAGCUACUGUCGUCUGUUUAUUAAUCAUUGUACUUAAUUGUUUUUGUUUAUUAGUAUUCAGUAUUGAAAUUUAUCUUGGUUCUAAUAUGAUACAUACAAAAAAGAAUUCAUGUCGUUGUCUUUUUAGUUCUUCAACAUCACGUUUUAUUGCUAUAUGUUGUUUUUAUGCAUCGAUUCCAGCAUUAAUACUCGUGAUGUGUUUAUUUAUUCUAUUAAAUAUGACAUUGAUACCAGCAAUUAUUUCAUUACUUGUUCUUGGUUUAGGUUUAAUUUUUAUUCUUCUUGCUUUAUUAACAUAUUUUUCAACAUGGCAACAUAAUAAUUUUUCAACAACAAAUGAAAAACUAGCUGGUAUUAAUUCAUCUAUAUAUCAUACUGUUGAUAUGAAUCAUUUAGGUGAAGAUGAUAUUGAUUUAACAAAAGCUGAUGAAAUAUCAACACUUGUAUAA